AUGAGUCCAGAGAACAAACGUGGAACAUUAUUUUUUAGGGAGCUCAUACAAUCAGCGUCAACCCUGAACUCCACACAGAAUUCUACGAAGCACAGAACAUGCUCAGCGGCAGUUCACAUUGCGCCACCAUUUCAUGGCUUUUUCAUGCUUACAAGGGUCGAUGAGUCUCAGAGAUUACUAUGGACAUGGGUAUUAAUUUUUGUUUUGACGGUAGGUUCAUACUUUAUGUAUGAGGUAUUAGAUGACUACAUUGGCUAUCCAACAACUACGAGACUAACCGUACGACAGAAUGCCACCAUGUUGUUACCUAGUAUUCAUGUGUGCCCAAAAAAUCCGUAUCAUCUCAACUACAACAUUAUUUUCCAAGAUAUCGAUCAACGACUCGGGAAUUUGAGUUUCGAUGUGAAACGCGACAUUCUGCUAUACUUCGUCGCUGGUUCGGGUUUCGCAGGCACAAACGUCUACAAAUGGGGCGGCGACUACCGUAGAUCAAUGCAAAGAUUGCUGGAUAGAUGGAUAGGCGAGCGAUCCUUACUCACCAUGUUCCGAUAUGUUUUUGAGGAGAAUGGGAUUCGAUGUGAAGAUAUGUUCGACCACUGUAUGCCGAUACAUUGCUGCAGGUAUUUCAAGCCAAGUUAUGUGAUGCUACGUGGAAGAUGUAUGCGAAUGGAUAAUUACUAUCAACAAGGAGGUGGCGAGUCACAUGCACUACGUCUCGUCUUUAAACGGAAUCCAGGAAUAUUGACUAAAGGUGAUGCACAGAAACAGGUGAUCGUGUAUUUCGGAGAUGAAUGGCCCGAAAUUGGUGUAUUCCCUCGAGUUCAUAUCACUGAAAAUGACUACGGUGUGGUGAAUUUCAAACUGAGAAAAGUGUCAAUGAUGGAACAAAAGGGUGGUUGUGAGGUUAAUCAACUUAAAGAAGGACGUUCCACUUGCUACGUGAAUCGUUGGCUUCAGGAAUACAUUAUCGAACCACUCAACUGUACCCUUCCUUACUUGCGAGACGUAGAAGCGUCUCGAGGAUACCCUAUCUGCAGUCCGCAUAUUAUUAUCGAACAUUAUAAUGUGAUCCAAUCGUCAAGAUCCCUCAAAAAGAAGUGUAUCCUGAACUGUGAUCGCUGGGAUCUCAAUUUUCAAUACUCUACAAACGUACAAAGACAAAAAAAGGCAUUCCGAAUGGAUUUAUAUUAUAAAGAACUCAGCUACGAAGAAUACAUAGAAAUCCCCUUCCUUUCGAUGCCUGGAUUCAUCUCUCAGAUCGGCGGGCAACUCGGGCUUUUUUUCGGCAGCUCUAUGCUCUAUACCGUAUUUGUUACCGUACUCUUGAUCACUUCAUCUUUUGAGGCUUUAUUGCUGCCACCGAUAGAAUGCGGCGACAUGGCGUCAAGACACGAAAUCCGCACCAUAUCAGCUGUGGAUCGCGCUCGUCUGCUCGCCGAGUAUAAACACGAACGGCGAUUGCUUGGUCCACGACGAUUUGCCAGCGCGAUAGCCACCGUACAACUAUGCGAAAUCGUGAAACGCAUUGACAACGCUUUAGCGCCUAAACGUAUGCCAUAUUGGGACGUAAGAUGGGACCUACGAUUACCAUGGCCAGCGGAUUCUGUGGUGUUUGGCGAGAAUUUUUUUCCAAGAAGAGGAAGACGUCGUGCUAAGGAGAAGAUCGUUAGGGAAAUAGUCCCUCGCGGUCUCACAUCGCAUUUUCGUCGUAUGGCCGUUAACGAGACGUUGACCUCAGCAAUUCGCGCUAGUCGCGCAGCACAACUGCUUAUUAUGCUCUAUCAACUUGGGCAAUGGAAACAAACGGAAGACAACUGUUCCCAUUGUUCUCGAAGUUCUCCGAUGGCAUUUUGUGAACUUCAUCAGCGGAAAUGCAUCAGUCGAGUGAUGCCAACAGCUAGCUGUUCAACAUUCUCCAACGAUUAUGAUCCAUGUUAUGCAUCAAAAUGUUUGGAAGGCGUUUGCGUAUCAUUAUCGGAAGCACACGAGAGAUUGACGGAAGAAAAAAAGAAGAAAAAAAUUGCAGAGCGAGCUAUUCCCAUGACAAUUAGCGCUAGCGUAGAGAAAACAAGCACUGUGCCAAUAGAUGAUGUGGUAUUUCUUCUGAACAUCGGCGAUAAGGAACAGUUGUCCCUCAACGACAACCGGACGCUAGUAGAUAGUAACUCCACACAGAUUUUUGAGCAAUCCGCUUUGACGGACGCUUUCAACACCACAACUGAAGAACAAAAGGCACCGAUGACCGCUUCCGGACGAAAAGCAUUCUCCCAAGAUCAGAUCUCAAUCACCUCCUCAAUGACAGCUGCCCCAGGGCCGGCAUUGAAUUCAACAUUAACUCCACUCACGACUCCUCAUUCGGACAAUCCUCACUUCGAUCGUGAACUCAAUACAUGGGUCUACUCUUUCGACGACUUCCUACCGUAUCCAUCAGUGUACUUCUCGGUGAUGGUGAUCGCAGGCAAGUAUCGGCCACGUCCCCCUUCACAACGCAGCCCCGCCGGGGUCACAGUGUUCAGUCGAGGCGAGAACCUCCCCAGCGGAUAUACACAUAUUGUUAAGGCGUUCCCAUUCGACAAUGGUCAUGUGAUUCGGAUCCUGGACCCAGCAGCUAGUGACGUUUUAGUGGAAUUCUCUUUCAUAGUGUUGAAAGAUGGUCAUGAAUGCCAAAGGUUAUGCUUGUAUAGGAGGCGUUACAUUGAAUGCAGACGAAAUACCGUACGACUCAGCAAAUACUCAGCACUUAGCGACCGAGUGGACUUCUACAAGACAACUCGUCAAGUUAUUGACCGUCGAUGGAAAGGAGCUGGCUACUUUCGGCGCCGUACACAAGACGCUUUCAUUUUUAUAUGUCCGUCUGACUAA
Messenger RNA from Necator americanus (New World hookworm), 2862 nucleotides. RefSeq lists its product as uncharacterized. Gene Ontology annotation, molecular function: ligand-gated sodium channel activity. Lineage: Eukaryota; Metazoa; Nematoda; Chromadorea; Rhabditida; Ancylostomatidae. The transcript is spliced from 18 exons. The coding region runs from base 1 to 2862 and encodes 953 amino acids. Gene Ontology annotation, cellular component: plasma membrane. The record is from RefSeq and is a predicted model, not a curated record. Gene Ontology annotation, biological process: sodium ion transmembrane transport.